Molecule: messenger RNA, 747 nt
Organism: Staurois parvus
Lineage: Eukaryota; Metazoa; Chordata; Amphibia; Anura; Ranidae
Source: the annotation of a GenBank genome assembly
UUCAUUUCUGGACCAGAGGAGGCGCAGGAUGUGGUUUCAGUAAUGGAUCAGUAUGCCGAGGCAUCAGGUUCCAAGGUCAAUCAGGACAAAUGUGAACUUCUCUGGAUGGGCAGGGAGGGUGAGAGCUUCUCACUCCCGGAAGCCUUCCCGGUGCCUCAGCCGAACAUCAAAGUGUUGGGCAUCAAUUUUUGCCCUGCUGAUUACAGCAAGCAAAAUUGGGAAUCCAAGCUGUCGGAUGUCGAGGUCAAAGUGAGAUGCUGGAAGGGGUGGUGGCGGCUCUCCUUGAGGGAAAGGGUUGAUUUGAUCAAGACUUUCCUGCUCCCAGUCUUUUUGUACGUCAGCUUCGUUUGCCUCUUGCCAGAAUCGCUCUAUACGAGGAUCUAUAGCUGUUUUUUUCCAGAUGUUAUGGGGGAAUCAGCUGAACCUCGUCAAGAGGGACGUGACUUACUCAUCCAGGCGGGAGGGUGGCCUAGGUAUGGUCAACCCGGUGGUCUUUUUUCUCUCUGAUGUUCUUGAAACAUAACUUUGGUAACAUGUUGGCAGAGAGACCGCCUGCCUGCAUGGGUAGGACUGUUCCGGAUCUGGUUUGGACCCUUUCUGCGCAGUUGGGAGAGUGGCGGGCCAGUGAGAAGCCUGCGGGUCAAGCAUGGAGGCUCCUGGGUGAGAGGAUUGUGGCAUCUGCUUUCCAUGCGCCGCUGGCCUUGAGAGAUUGCCCGGGCCAUGUUUUGAGGGAGGGUUUGCGGUUGA